AUGAAAAACUAUACGUUAAUUUCACCAUUCGAGGAUAUCUCUCCACCCGAAAACCACACAUUGGCGACAUACCUAGUUGAGAAAGCUAACGAAUACGCAGCACAAGGGAAAACUACAUACAUAACCGACACACUCACAGGAGAGUCGUACGACUUUUCAUCGUUUGACAAAAAUACACAAGGCGUAGCAAGUGCCCUUUACAAACGGGGAUUCAGAGCUGGAGAUAUUAUACUCUAUCUGACCUAUGACGUUUCAAAACUGCACAUAUUUUUCACCGGAGUCUGGCGAGCGAACGGAACGCCAAGAGCGUCUUAUCCUGAAGAUGACGAAUCAACUAUAUUUCACCGUAUGAAGGAGUCUCGAGCAGGAUGGAUUUACUGUAAACCAGAGAUGGCAGAAAUGUGUUUAACAAUUGCAAACAAAAUUUAUUGGGACGUUGAUGUCAUUGUAAAUGGAAGGGUGAAAGGCUGUUUAUCGAUAUUUGAUCUGAUGGAUGACGACGGAUCAGCAAUGCCAAAACUGUGUAUAAGCUAUAACGACCCUGCUAUCAUAUUAAACACAAGUGGGACAACUGGACCAAGCAAAGGAGCCGUGUUGUCGCAUGGAGCCUUGAUGAUUAACGUGUUGUCCAUAACGAGUGGACUUUUUGACAAAGAAAAUCCGAAUUUGACUAUUACAAAAGCCACGCAUAUUUCGGGCUGCAUUUUCCCAGCCGUCGGGCUUAUCGAUGGAGCUCACGUCCUUGUUAUGCACACAAUUAAACCAGAAAAUGUUUUUGAAGCCAUCAAAACAUACCAGCCUCGACAUAUUUUCGCAUUUCCAGCAAUGCUAUUGGCCCUUGUCAACCACCCCCUUGUGUCACAGUAUGAUUUUUCUUGUUUACAGUGGGCAACUACUGGUGGUUCACCAUUGACAGGUGCAAUGGUCAGGAUAAUUCUAUCCCUUCCAAAUAUGAAGCAGGUUUUUAAUGUGAGACAAAAUAAACCGAUAAAUUCAUCUUGUUAA
Molecule: messenger RNA, 1005 nt
Organism: Folsomia candida
Lineage: Eukaryota; Metazoa; Arthropoda; Collembola; Entomobryomorpha; Isotomidae
Product: 4-coumarate--CoA ligase 1-like
Exons: 7
Coding region: 1-1005 (334 amino acids)
Molecular function (GO): CoA-ligase activity
Source: RefSeq, a predicted model, not a curated record